Molecule: messenger RNA, 2398 nt
Organism: Ctenopharyngodon idella (grass carp)
Lineage: Eukaryota; Metazoa; Chordata; Actinopteri; Cypriniformes; Xenocyprididae
Product: zinc finger protein 664-like
Exons: 5
Coding region: 403-1608 (401 amino acids)
Biological process (GO): negative regulation of transcription by RNA polymerase II; regulation of immune system process; regulation of cytokine production
Source: RefSeq, a predicted model, not a curated record
GUAAAUACAGUUUGUUUAAGCGACAGACUCGUCUCUGAAUUGUUUUCAUCGGGCACAGCGCUACUUUUGUGCCUUUUCUGGCGUCUUCCUACUGAAAUAAAUAUUAGUGCAGCAGCAGCGAGUGUGUGUGUGAGGAAAAUAUGUUGAAUUCAUUCAGACCUGAGCGAUUUUGUAGCUUUCGUGUGUUCGUUUUAAUGUUUAGUGAUGUCAAAGUUUGAGAUCUGUGAGGGGAAUUGAUGGGAAUCGAUCUCAGGUGUUGCUGCUGCCAUUUUAUCACUCUUUUCACAUCUUUGACUGAUCAAAUUUAUCAGCUCCUCCCACACUGGAAUUCAUCAUCAGUGAAGCUCCUCCCACGGGAGUCACAUCAUCAGCUAAGCUCCUCCUGUUGCAAUUCAUCAAUAAAUGCUGGAAUAUUCCCAUCAGUCCACAAGUGAAGACGAGCAUCAGGAAGAGAUGAAAUCUGCAAAGUUUAUUAAAGGGGACAGAGAGAACGUGAGUGAUCCAGAACCCUGCAGAAUGAAACACACUGAAGAACAAAGAGAGCUGAUGGAAGUGAAGGAGGAGAGUGAAGAACUGAGUGAAGUGGAGGAGAAACAUCACGUCAAACCUGGAGAAAAACCUUUGAGUCGCUCAAAGACUAAAAAGACAUUUUUAAAGAAAAGAAGAGCCAAGAAAUCUUUCACCUGCACUCAGUGUGGGAAGAGUUUCCCAAACAAACGUAAUUUUGAGCGUCACAUGAAAGCUCAUACAGGAGAGAAGCCGUUCACAUGUGAUCAGUGCGGAAAGAGCUUCUCAAGGAAAGAUAGUCUUGAGCGUCACAUGACAGUUCAUCCUGGAGAGAAGCCGUUCACGUGUGAUCAGUGCGGGAAGAGCUUCACAAACAAACAUAAUCAUGAUGUUCACAUGACAGUUCAUUCUGGAGAGAAACCGCACACAUGUGAUCAGUGUGGGAAGAGCUUCACACAAAAACCUAAUCUUAGUCGACACAUGAAGAUCCACACUGGAGAGAAACCACACUCGUGUGAUCAGUGCGGGAAGAGUUUCGCGCAAUCAUCACACCUUAAGAUUCAUAUGAGGAUCCACACCGGAGAGAAGAUGUUCACAUGUGAUCACUGCGGCAAAUCAUUUCUUAGGGCAUCAAACCUGAAGACACACCUGGUAGUUCAUACGAAGGAAAAGCCACAUUCAUGUUCUGUGUGUGGAAAGAGUUUUUCACUGCUCUACAGUUUACAAGUGCAUCAGAAAAUUCAUAAUGAUAUAAGAGAUUAUAUGUGUUUUGAGUGUGGGAAGAGUUUUACUACAGCAAACAAUUUAAAACUGCACCAGAGGAUUCACACUGGUGAGAAACCAUACAAGUGUUCACACUGUGACAAGAGAUUCAAUCAGUCAUCAUCUCUGAAAACACAUGAGAGGAUCCACAGCAGAGAGAAGCUGCACACGUGUGAUCAGUGUGGAAAGAGUUUCUCUUUUAAAAGUCACCUGAAGAUACACAUGAAGAUCCAUACAGUGGAGAAACCACAUUACAGCGAUCCGUGUGGGAAGAGAACUACCAGAAAGCAUCUGGAAGGAGAGGACAGAGGGAACGCCAGUGAUCCAGAACCAGAAUGAAACGCACUGAAGAUAUUGAAGAACAAAGAGAACCUUUUUGAUUUUUGAUAAAAAAUGUUUCAGAUGUAAAUCAAGGCUGAAGAUUCACAUGAGAGUUCACACUGGGAAGAAGCGGCUCAGGCUUUCGCUCUGAAAUCACUUCUGAAGAGACACCAUUUAACUGUGAUCAGUGCGGUAAACAUUGAGCAUCAGUCCUGAAGAUUCACACAAAGGAGAAGAUUCAUUCCUAAUAUUACAGCACAAAAGACACGGCGCUGUAUGUCGAAACCUUUGAAACACAUGAAAGGAUUCACACUGGAGAGAAACACGUCAGAGUUUGAUCAAUGAUCUAGUCUACGGUCACGAUCACAGUAACUAGAUCAUCUUCAGAUCCAGCAGUGACACGAUAAAGCAUCUCUUUCAUAGAAAUCUGUCCUGAUCAGCGGCAACGAAGAGACAUGACAAAGAAACACCAUCCAAAGUUGUCAAAGUUCAUUUUCAGGAGUUUGUGUUAAUUUUCUUAAUGAAUUUGUGUCACUCAGUUCUCUUUUAUGAAGGAAAGAAGUAGUUUUUUAAAUGAACUCAGUGUUCUUGUGCUCUCAUAGUUCAGGGAGCUGAAGAGAUCAUAACACUUUUGAGACACGAAUCUGAUAUUAAUUUUUAACUCAUUCAAUGUUUUUCAUUUCAACUUGUUAAAGCAUUUAUUUUCCUUUUCAUCUUCAAACACUAGAGAAUAAUGAUGAAUAUCGUCUGUACCUCUCACUGAGAGAAAAAUACAACUUAUCUGAGAAUAAAUAGCAGCUGAAUAUAA